AUGGCUUUCAAAUCUACAAAAAACUCCACAGGAAAUCAAGUCACAUUUUUUCAGGAGGAUGAAGUCUGCAAGCACGCUGACUUUAUCAAAUCCCCACCGCCUCAGCUUUUCACUACACAGAGUUCUUGGAAAAAGCGAGGUUUCACCUUGUGCAAGUCUAGCGAGAGAUGCUACACCCUGAAGUACCUUAAAGGCCAAAAGAUAAAGGGUUUCAUUGCAAUUGACCAGAUUUCAAAUAUUGAGAUUGGCAUAAGUAAUUAUGAGAAGAUGACAGCAGUAAGGAAGAUGUUCAAAUGCCACCCUGAGGAAGUGCUAUCCAUCAACACAGAGAGCAGGGAUUACUACCUCAUUGGGAAGGACAGGGAACAAGUUGAGGACUGGUUCACUUCCCUAUCUUCAGCCCACAUGGAGGCAAAAGAAGAUGGAUGCUCUGCUCAGAACCAGAAUCCUUCAGCUCAGAGAAGCAAAGGUCGGUCCCUCUCUUCGCCACCAGCCUUCGAUGAAACAGUUUUGAGCACCCACGAGGAGAUUCCGAGAGUCUGCGGUGAAGUGGAAGAUCCCGCAGACGACAAGAAAAGGCCUCACUCAGAUCCUGGCUCUCGUGGUCUCCCUGAACAGCGGCCUCGCCACAGUUUACCAACACCUCUUCUUCCAAGUCUGAAUAACAAUUCUGAAAAGACCAGCAUAAGUCAGCUGCUGUUGGACUCAGAUGAGAACACCGGAGAGGAGGGGGAAGAAUAUUAUGCUUCUCCAAGCAGUGUUCUAGCACAGCUGGAAAGUGAGCUAUCAAAGUCUGAUCCCCCAGUUCAAUCACACAACCCAAUGGAGAAUGAGGAUCCUCUCAGCAGGAAGUUGUACGUGUCGAUGAAACCUCUGUUGCCUGAAGAGAAACCCCAGCCCACAUGCAGAAGUGAUGAAUUCCUGACCCUUCCCAGAAGUCAAGAAAAUAGCAUAGAUUUAAGAAACUGCGAGGCAGAUGGAAACCAACAACAGCUCACGCAAAGCAGUACUAAUAAGCAGCUAACCCAGGAGAGAAAGCCAAAUAUAUCGUCACUAUCAGUCGUUCAGUUAUCUAUAAUAAUCAAUAAAGUCACAGAUGACAGCCAACUACAAGAGGUGGAUAUUUGCAUCCCUCAUGCUGAUGUCACCAGUAAUCUAACGCUUAUUGAAGCAGCAGGACAAAUAUGUGUCUCGUAUUGGAAGGGUCCCUACCGCUUAGGCUGUAUAUUUCACCACGGGGAUCACAUAGUGGCUGUGAAUGACCUGCGCACACAAAGCAUUGAUGAGGUUUCCUUGUUUGUCAGCAGGUCCAUGAGAAAGGAGGUGAAACUUACUGUCCGUCGGAUCCCAGAUUCAGACAUUUUCCAUAUUAAAGGAUGCUCAUGUUCCUAG
Messenger RNA from Emys orbicularis (European pond turtle), 1392 nucleotides. It is a transcript of the gene PLEKHS1, whose product is annotated as pleckstrin homology domain containing S1. The transcript is spliced from 13 exons. Bases 1 to 1392 code for a protein of 463 amino acids. The record is from RefSeq and is a predicted model, not a curated record. Lineage: Eukaryota; Metazoa; Chordata; Testudines; Emydidae.